AUUUUUAUUUCAACAAUGUUGGCAGGCUACAAUGCAGUUUUCCCUUUAUUGGGUACAUUGUUCACAUGGGGACUGACGGCUGCAGGUGCUGCAUUAGUGUUUGUUUUCCACAGCAGUCAGAGAAAAGUUCUAGAUGCUAGUUUGGGAUUUGCAGCUGGGGUGAUGACUGCUGCUUCAUACUGGUCCUUACUUAAUCCAGCCAUAGAAAUGGCAGAGCACUCAGGAUUUUAUGGAGACAAGGGUCAGUGGGCAUUUGUCCCAGUUUCCAUAGGUUUUGUUCUUGGUGCAGGAUUUGUGUAUGGUGCAGACAUCUUCAUGCCUUAUUUAGGAGCUGACAAUGCAUCAGGUCUGAUGAUGUCACUUGAUUCAGACAUUAAGCAUGAGAAGGAUGGUGAAAUAGAAAUGGAGGCUCCUUUCAACAAUUUUUAUGAUAUAAAUAGGCAGCAGUCUUCAAGUCAACCUCUCCGACGCAAACCAACCCAAGAGCAAAUCAACAUCGACAAUCAGUUCAUAUCUACACCAUCACCCAAAACCCAAGCCAUUAACUGGAAGAGGAUUUUACUGCUUAUUAUCGCAAUCACCAUUCACAAUAUACCAGAGGGAUUAGCAGUAGGUGUAGGCUUUGGAGCAAUAGGAAAAACUCCAGCUGCUACAUUUGAAAAUGCAAGAAAUUUAGCAAUAGGAAUUGGUAUACAGAAUUUUCCAGAAGGUUUAGCAGUUAGCUUACCACUCAGAGGAGCUGGAAUGUCUAUAUGGAAAAGUUUCUGGUUUGGGCAGUUAAGUGGCAUGGUGGAACCAGUAGCUGGUUUACUGGGGGCAUUUGCCAUUUCAAUAGCUGAGCCUAUAUUGCCGUAUGCCUUAGCCUUUGCAGCAGGUGCUAUGAUUUAUGUGGUUGUGGAUGAUAUUAUUCCUGAGGCCCAGACAUGUGGAAAUGGGAAGAUUUCCUCUUGGGGAGCUGUCAUUGGUUUUGUGGUAAUGAUGUCCUUGGAUGUUGGUUUAGGAUGACCUACCAUAAUAAAACCUGUUAAAUUGUAUUUACCAAUAAACAGAAUAUUUUAAAACAAUAUUUUAUGGCAUUAGUGUUCAAACAAUGAUCAAGUGGAUAUAAUUGUUAAUAAUUAUGCUAAAUGUGUGAAUAUCCAUCUGUCUGUUGAUGAAAUAGUGUUUUAUCGAUAAAUGGGCAUGGACAUGAUUUUUGAUCAAUUGAAAUUGACAGUUUUUUGUUAUAGAAAUAAAGAUCUUUCAUGAAAAAGUAGUUUUAGAAUAUUUUUACACAAGAUAUACGUAUUAUGUAUUUACAUAAAAUCUAGCUCCAAAAAUUGUGUUUGUCAACACACUCGUCAUAGCCAGGAAAAUAUGUGCGGAGGUGAGAACACCAAGAUUUCUAAAAUGUAUGUCAAAAGCACUCAACAUGUUGACAUACGUUAAUGAUAAAUCAAUUUAGGGAGCAAGCACAAAUAAGAAAGAAGAGAAAAUUUUCCUUUUAAAGCUUUUUUUUCACUGAAGCCGUCAUCUGAUAGUUGAGUCAUGUGACAUGUAAACAUAGACCGAGCUCAAGCCUUUUAUUAAAAAGGAAAUGUUUAGGUGUCUCAAGUACAUCUUCACAUUAGUUUUUGAAAUUUAGGUUAUGUUUUACAUGAAUCAAAUACUAUCACAUUAUUGAUUAAAUACAGUCAAACUUUGUUAUCUGGAACUUGAUGGGAUGGAGAAAAUACUUUUGAGAUACCUGAGGAUUUGAGAUAUCAAAGGUAAAAUACUUUAAAGAAUAAGUGGUUGCAUGGGACUUUUGAAUCACUUCACCAUAUCCAUGGCAUUUAAGGAGGUACUCUACAUCGUCAUAAUGGCCGACUUCCUUUAAAAACAUGGAUGAAAAAAUCAAUAUCAGCAAUAUUUGACUUUUCCUUUUCAAUUUAAAUACCUAGCCGAGUAGCUCAGUAGGUUAGCAUACCGACUGCUGAACUGUAGGUAGCAAGUUUGAGUCCAGUAGGGGUUUUAAAUUUUUUUCAGAUUAUCUUCUACUAAAACUGUAUUUUUUGACAAAAUGAAGUAAAUUUGAAAAUUUUCAACUUCAAAAUAUUGUACUUAUCCUCCACUUUUCAUCUACAUCAAUUUUCUCUGGUGUACGUAGCAUACCUCCUUAAGAUAUGAGUGUUCGAGAUACCAAAGUUCAGCUGUAUCUAAAUAAUUUUUUAAAACCAAUAUCGUGUCUAUGCCCCUUUAAGUUUGGGAUAGGUUUUGUAGUUUAGAGAUUUGAUUAAACUUUUGUAAUGGUGAGUCCAAUGAAAGUGAGAAAUCAAACUAUUAUCACCAAGAGACUUUUUCUUUGAGCAUAUGAAAUUCUCACAUGUAAAAAUUUUCAAACAUCAUAUAUGAAAGUUCAGGGUUCUAAAUGUAUAGAUCUUAUUAAUUACAUCUCUCAAUCAGGUCCAUGGUGUAGUCUGUGGAUUGAAUUCAUCAUGUGUGUUGAUGGCAUUAAUUAUAUCAUCUGAUAUUGUGCAUGUCUGGUACAGGCAAUUUAUAUCAAUAGUUGUUAAUAAAGAAUUUUUUGUUUUUUA
Molecule: messenger RNA, 2555 nt
Organism: Ostrea edulis (European flat oyster)
Lineage: Eukaryota; Metazoa; Mollusca; Bivalvia; Ostreida; Ostreidae
Product: zinc transporter ZIP11-like
Biological process (GO): zinc ion transmembrane transport
Cellular component (GO): membrane
Molecular function (GO): zinc ion transmembrane transporter activity
Source: RefSeq, a predicted model, not a curated record